CACUUGAUGUGAUUGAUGAUGAUAAAUACGCGUCAAGUCGCUUCAUACGCCUCCCUUUCACUUCCCAUCCCCUCCUCCUCGCUUCGCACGCUGCUCCCACUCCCUCCCAUGCCGUUGCUGUCCUGCACAUAGCUAGCUACCUAGCUUGCUUGCUCGUGCUCCACGUCCCGUCCCAGCCCAGGCCGUGCUGCAUUGCUCGGCGAGCGAUGGACGUCGUCGUCGUCGGGCUGGCGUCCCCCCCGCCCGAGUCCGGCCGCUCCUCGCCGUCGCCGACCGCGUCGCCCGAGUUCGAGUUCUGGAUGGUGGGCAAGAACCCGGGCUCCUUCCCCUCCCCCGCCCUGCUCACCGCCGACCAGCUCUUCUCCGACGGCAUUGUCCUCCCGCUCCACACCCUCCAGGCCCCUCCCGCUGGCCCCGACGCCGACCAACACCAAGGCCAAGACCAAGCCGCCGUGGAAGACGCCGACCAAGACCAAGAUGCCGACGUCAACGAGCCCUCCGACCCGCCGGAGCAGGAAGGGGAGGCUGCCGAGCAGGUCCAGCCGCUCGCGGAGGCCUGCGCCGUCCCGACGCCGGACCUCCCCGCCGUCACCUUCAAGUGGAAGGACAUCUUCAAGGCCACCGGCGAAUCCAAGGAGCGCGCCAAGAAGGCGGAGCGCCGCGUCAGCAGCGUCAGCGGCAACGCCGAGCUCAUCAACAUCAACAUAUGGCCCUUCUCCCGGAGCCGCUCCGCUGGCCACUCUACCUCCGGCGCCGGCGCCGGCGCUAGCAGCAAGGCCAAGGCGACCAACCCCAGCAACGGCAACGCCAGUGCCGCUGCUGCCAGCGCACCCUCGGCGGCGGCUCCCGCGACGGCGGCAGGGCGCAAGGUGAGCAGCGCGCCGUGCUCCCGCAGCAACUCCCGCGGCGAGACCUCCGGGACGGUGGCCCCGGCCGUCGCCAUCGCGGCGGCAGCUGAAAAGGCCGCUGCUCAAGCGCCCGCCACGUCCAUGUUGAGGCGGUGGGUUCCCGGCGGUCAGGGCAGAGCGGGCCUGAGCGCCAACGGCAUCCGCCUGGGCAGAGCCAGCCCCGUCUGGCAGCUGAGGCGCAACAAGCUACAACAGCAGCAGCAAGCCGCCGCGGAGCAGAAGCAGAACAUCAACGCAACCGCAACCGCCACCGCCAGCGGCAAGAACAAGGCCGUCGCCGAGGUCGACGCCGCGACGAGCCAAGGCCAAGCGGACGCCGGUAAAGAAGACGCGGCGGCGACGUCAGGUGAAGCGCCGGCGACCGUGAGCGCGCCAGCCGCCGCGUGCCGGAACAACGCGGUCUGCGCGGAAGUCGCCGGCGAGGAGUGCGUGCCGCCGCAGGGGCUGUUCGGCCUCCGCACCUUCUUCUCCAAGAAGGUGUACUGAACCACUGCUGCUGAUCACGACUCACGGCGCCAUGCUGCGUGGCACACGUCUCAGUGUAUAUAGAACCUCGAGCUACCAUAGGGCUCGUGUCAUCGAUCCCGUCCGUCCGCCACCCGUUCGCUAGCUUAAGCAUUCUUUUUCUCUCUUAUCUCUGCACUGUACUACUACGCAUCGCCAUGGCCAUGAAUGAUAGCUCAGCUCAAGCUGCCGUCCUCUCAACUCAA
Messenger RNA from Hordeum vulgare subsp. vulgare (domesticated barley), 1618 nucleotides. RefSeq names its product AF4/FMR2 family member lilli-like. Lineage: Eukaryota; Viridiplantae; Streptophyta; Magnoliopsida; Poales; Poaceae. The coding region runs from base 207 to 1394 and encodes 395 amino acids. The record is from RefSeq and is a predicted model, not a curated record. The transcript has a single exon.